Messenger RNA from Tachysurus fulvidraco (yellow catfish), 1839 nucleotides. It is a transcript of the gene rabl2, whose product is annotated as RAB, member of RAS oncogene family-like 2. Lineage: Eukaryota; Metazoa; Chordata; Actinopteri; Siluriformes; Bagridae. The record is from RefSeq and is a predicted model, not a curated record. Gene Ontology annotation, molecular function: GTPase activity; GTP binding. Gene Ontology annotation, cellular component: Golgi apparatus; endosome. The transcript is spliced from 8 exons. The coding region runs from base 292 to 948 and encodes 218 amino acids.
AGGGUGAGUCAGUUGUUUUUGAUACACGACACGUAGUGCACUAGAUAGGGUGCAGAGAAAUUGUUGCCGUAGAAACGACAUUUCCGCUCGCGCCGCUAAAGCGUCUCGUUGCAUGGAAACAGCCUAACUGAAAGCCACUAAGCCGAGAAACAUGGGCGGCUGUUUUAUUUACACUUUUUUUUUACAAACGAUAUCAUUACGAUUCUGAGAUUUACUUAGUCUCAGAGUUGUUUAUCUAGGUGUUCACUUCACUUGGGCUUCUUAGCUGGUUAUCUAAUCCUAUACCACAAUAUGGCGGGUGAUAUGAAGCGCAUUCCUGAGCUGGAGCAGGAGAAAUAUGACUCUGAUGAGCAGGUGAAGAUUAUCUGCCUUGGGGACAGUGCAGUGGGGAAAUCCAAGUUAAUGGAAAGAUUUCUUAUGGAUGGAUAUCGCCCUCAGCAGCUGUCCACCUAUGCACUGACAUUAUACAAAUACAGCACCACUAUCAAUGGCAAGUCUGUGUUGGUUGAUUUCUGGGACACCGCUGGACAAGAGCGCUUCCAGAGCAUGCACCCGUCAUACUACCACAAAGCACAUGCUUGUAUCAUGGUCUUUGAUGUCCAGAGGAAAGUAACAUACAAGAAUCUAUCCAACUGGUAUAAAGAGCUGAGAGAAUACAGACCUGAAAUUCCCUGUCUGGUGGUGGCUAAUAAAAUAGAUGCUGACAUGAGAAUGACACAGAAGAGCUUUAACUUUGCCAAGAAGCAGGGACUACCUUUCUACUUCGUAUCUGCUGCUGAUGGAACUAACGUAGUCAAGGUUUUUAAAGAUGCGAUAAACAUGGCUUUGUCUUACAAGAAGAACUCCAGCGACUUUAUGGACGUGGUCAUGAGAGAACUGGAGAACUUUGAUUUGGAGGGAAAAGAGGAUUCAGCUGAUGAAGACGAAGAAGAUGGAAAAGCGGACUGACGAUGCCGGCGUGUGGUGGGAGCCGAACGGUUUGUUUUGUGAUUUAGAGUGCUGUUAAAAUCACGGCUGCUCAUCCCAGCUGUCCUGAAGAGUUUACCAGCUGUACGUAACACAAAUGAAACCAGUCAGGACAAAGCUCUACCUCAUGUGUUGGAUCCAUCUCUGUGACCUGCUACAUGGAAUCCUGAAUGCAUAGGCUGUGCGCAUAAUACAAUUUUGUGUGGCUUUAGGUCUUAGAAACAUACUACAUAUACAAGUACAGUGUAGGUGUCAUAGGUACAGCAAUGUGUGGGUUUAUCACAGAUGUUUCAUAUUCUGGACAGAUGUUUCAUAUUCUGGACACAUUCUGGUUGUUCAGGAAGGCGAGUUGGCAGCCUUGGUGUAAUUUCACACUGCGUGCGCGCGCGCGUGUGUGUGUGUGUGUGUUAAUAUGUAGUAGUGAGGAGAGACCCUGCUAUUUGAUAUGUUUGUUUUUUUUUUCUUUUUUUCCCUUAUCAUGAUAUCGCUGUGGAAAACCUUGAUAACACUAUUGACAUUUUGCUUCAUUUUAGUAGUAUUUAUAUCGUGUAAAUGUAUGUUAAAUGUACUUGAAUCACAUUUUACAUUUUUUUCCAAGGGGUGUGUGAUGAUUCAGAUCCAGCAUCGGAAGGAUGUAUAAAUAGCUCAACAUUUUGUACAAACUGUGAAAAAAAGUGUGAAAAUCACAGAAAUCACUUCUGGCUGAUAUGACAUUGAAGUAAAAAGGGAAAACAUAUAUAAUUAUGUACCAUGCGUAUGUGUAAAUGGAACUGGAAAUGCACUCAUAUUGUGGCAUCAUAUUAACACAUCAUUCGGUGUUCAUUUAAGGGCAUCCUGAUUUGUGCUACAAUUAAACACUGUUGCUUUUAUUUA